AUGCGCGCGUCUAUAAGGGGCGGGUCUACGCUCUUCAAUAAAAUUGUGUCCUUAGAAGGAAACUUUGAACAACUUUUCGGUUUUUUUCAAUGUUUUUCUUCGACACAAAUCAACUUUUUCUGUGACGUGACGAUAGGCGCAAUGACAAAUUUACCUGACAUUUCUCAACACGUAUUCACCGAGUAAGUCAUCGUUGCAGUCCUCCGAGAACCAGCGGACGGAGAGCGAGCGAGGAGCGCGCGCCGCCGUGGCGGCUUGGCAGGUCCCGCGGAGGCGUCUCGCCGGGCGGCGCAUUCCAGGAGCUUCCCGGAGGAGUCGUCAGAGAAUAUGGAGAUGUUACGCCGCUCGUCCGUGUUCGCCGCCGAGGUGUUUGAUCGCUCGCCUACCGACAAGGAGCUGGUGUCCCAGGCCAAGGCGCUCUGCCGGGACUACAUCCAAUCGAGGCUGGGCCGCGUAGGCAUCGGUUGGUCCAAACCCGAGCAGCUCGCCUCUUCUUGGGGGACGCACGGUGACGUGUCGGCGGUUCUCCUAUGGUUGGGUGAUGAGCUGGAGUAUCUGCGUCCCAGCGUUUAUCGCAACGUGGCUCGGCAACUCAACAUCACAGUAGCCUCGGAGAGCGUGGUGACAGACGCCUUCCUUGCCGUGGCGUCCGACAUCUUCUCCUCAGGUGUGACAUGGGGAAAGAUUGUGUCUUUGUACGCGGUGGCUGGUUCCCUUGCCGUGGACUGCGUUCGCCACGGCCAUCCCGCCAUGGUUCAUACAAUUGUGGACUGCAUGGGGGAGUUUGUCCGCAAAAGUCUCUCCACGUGGUUGAAACGCAGAGGAGGUUGGGCCGACCUGACUAAAUGUGUGGUGAGCACAGAGGUUGGUUUGCGUUCCCACUGGUUGGUGUUAUCGUUGUGCACUUUUGGACACUACGUCAAGGCGAUGGUGCUCUACCUGCUUAGGGACAAGUGACCCAGGUUCAUGAUGCCCCUCCAAGCCCCGAAACAUACAAACACAAUUAACCAUAUAGUCAAAAAAAGUCCACGCGUGCACUUUCCAUGUGUCAUGUUGUUCAUUUCUAUGCCAGUUAAGGUGACCACCACCUUGAAAUAAACACAACCACUAGAAAUAAUGCUACAUGGCUGACUGUAAAUACAGAGUUUCCUCACUACUUUGUGGGUCGCUUGUUGCAGGUUCACGCUUGUCGCGGAAUUUCAGUUGUGACCGUGACCAUGUACCUCUAACUCUGUUUUGUUUUUUUUGUUUUUUUACAACAAACAAGGCCAUGAAAAUUAGCUUGUCGGGAAGGAGCUCUGUAGAUUGUUUGUAAUGGCUUAGUAGAGGCGUAAAUCUCCCCCCAAAUAAAAUGUUAAAAGUAAUUACAAGUAUAAAAAGUCAAACUUUACCUUGUGGAAAUUCACUUAUUGAAACAUGUCACCCAGGAAAAGUGAAGGAACACUAUAACGCCAUGGGUUGUGUUUACAAUCAUUUGCACUGAGUCACCCACUAACUGCACCUUAUUAACUGUUUUAUUGUUUCUUAAUUAUUAAAGCACAGGUGAUAGAAAGUGUGCAUUUUUGAACUUUUAUUUUUUUUUUAGCUUUUCACGAAACUGCUUAUUAUGCUCAAGAAUGAUAAAAAGGAUGUGGUAAUCCUUUUCUGUUCUCGUGUCAAUUUGAUCCAUAGAUGAGCACUUUUCACUUUCUCGUGGCUAUGUUUUUUUUCCAUACAUUCCGAAUGUUGGCCUACAAAUGUCGAUACUGUCAAAUAAGUCGUUAAUAAAUGAUUAUUUCAUGCCUGA
Messenger RNA from Hippocampus zosterae (dwarf seahorse), 1786 nucleotides. RefSeq names its product BCL2 family apoptosis regulator BOK a (gene boka). Gene Ontology annotation, biological process: intrinsic apoptotic signaling pathway in response to DNA damage; extrinsic apoptotic signaling pathway in absence of ligand; regulation of apoptotic process. Lineage: Eukaryota; Metazoa; Chordata; Actinopteri; Syngnathiformes; Syngnathidae. The coding region runs from base 328 to 957 and encodes 209 amino acids. Gene Ontology annotation, cellular component: mitochondrial outer membrane. The transcript has 4 exons. Gene Ontology annotation, molecular function: protein heterodimerization activity; protein homodimerization activity. The record is from RefSeq and is a predicted model, not a curated record.